CGAAUUCACCUAAACCGAAGGAUACAAAGCACAACCAUACAAUGCAAGUGCUGAAGUUGCUUGACAAUAUCUUGUGUGCCGUCAGGACUCCCAUCAUCCACAACAAUGAUCUCAAAAUCAACAUCUCUUACAUCAGACAAUAAGUGCCAAAGCAAAUCAACUUCUUGUCUUUUUCAUUUUAUUACGCAAUGGUAUAAAUAUUCUCCGACCACUAAACCAGAGGUCGUAUAUAUAACCAACAUGAAAACCAGGUGAAGCUUCUUCACGAGGCUUCCGGUCAUAUAGUGACGGUUGAGCUAAAGAGCGGGGAGCUAUACAGAGGAAGCAUGAUCGAGUGUGAGGAUAACUGGAACUGUCAGCUCGAAGACAUCACCUUUACCGCUAAGGAUGGUAAGGUAUCACAGCUUGAGCAUGUCUUCAUUCGAGGCAGCAAAGUCAGGUUCAUGGUCAUACCUGACAUUCUCAAGCAUGCUCCAAUGUUCAAGCGCUUAGAUGCUAGAAUCAAGGGAAAGAGCGGAUCACUGGGUGUUGGCAGAGGUAGAGCUGCAAUGCGAGGAAAAGCCCCGGCUACUGGGCGUGGAACUGGAGGAAGGGGAGCUGUACCACCUGUGAGAAGAUGAUUGAAUCUAUGCUUUAACAUGAGGCAAACAAGAGAGAUAUGUCCAGAUGCACUAUUAGUUCUGUAUUUUGGGGGUACUACUAAGAUGUUAUAACCUUGACAAGUUUUGCUUAUGAUAUGUUUUUCUCAUAUUCCAUUUUCUGGCAGUAGAUUAAUUAAACAACACACAUGAGUUAGGACGAUUACACCAUAUCAUUAAGAUGGCUAUCAAGUACCAUAUAGCAAUGGUUUGCAGAAUGUUUGAGACGUUCCUGAGUGGCAUUAACCAAAAUGAAGCGCAUAAUAUCCCGAAGGGCUUUACAACAAUUAUAUACAUGUAAGUUUAAAGGUGAUUCCCUUCACAAAUUGAAUGUUAUGUAAAGCAUGGUAAAAAAAAUAAAAAAAAAUAUUGCAUCUUUUUAUUCUCUCUCAAGUAAAGAAAGAUCUAAAGUAGAAGAGAAGAACUCUCAACCAACAGUUGUAAAUCACAUACUUAGAUUCGUUCUUAUUACUAUAGUUUUUUCUCCUCCACUAAAGUAGAAACCCAGCUGGUUCAGUUCUUGCAGCAUAAGAGAACUUUGAUGUGUUGUACUUCCUGUGAACUCCUGUUAGCUUCCCUGUUCCUGCCUUUUGAUGGAAACCAACCAUCUUCCUUGCGCAUUCCCUGGAAAA
This is a messenger RNA of Brassica rapa (field mustard), 1270 nucleotides long. RefSeq names its product small nuclear ribonucleoprotein SmD3b. Gene Ontology annotation, biological process: spliceosomal snRNP assembly; RNA processing. Gene Ontology annotation, cellular component: spliceosomal complex. NCBI's taxonomy places the organism in Eukaryota, Viridiplantae, Streptophyta, Magnoliopsida, Brassicales, Brassicaceae. The record is from RefSeq and is a predicted model, not a curated record.